AUGAAUGGUAAAAUAUUUACUAUUACGUUGGAUAACGCCUCUGUCAAUGAUAACAUGCAAGACCAUUUGAAAACUCAUCUUCGAGUGCAAGGUAAUUUGAUGUGUGAUGGUGAAUUUUUUCAUAUCCGAUGUUCGGCCCAUGUACUCAACUUAAUUGUCCAAGAGGGUUUAAAAAUUGCUAGUGAAGCCCUCCAUAAAAUUAGAGAGAGUGUCAAGUAUAUUAAAGGAUCAGAUGGAAGGAUGCUUAAGUUUAAAGAUUGUUUCGAGGAUGCAAGGAUAAAUGUUAGUGUUGAUUUAAAUUUGAUGUAUCAACCAGAUGGAAUAGCACUUAUUUGA
This is a messenger RNA of Vicia faba (fava bean), 336 nucleotides long. Lineage: Eukaryota; Viridiplantae; Streptophyta; Magnoliopsida; Fabales; Fabaceae. The record is from the annotation of a GenBank genome assembly.